Molecule: messenger RNA, 3264 nt
Organism: Dipodomys ordii (Ord's kangaroo rat)
Lineage: Eukaryota; Metazoa; Chordata; Mammalia; Rodentia; Heteromyidae
Gene: Sarm1
Product: sterile alpha and TIR motif containing 1
Exons: 9
Coding region: 369-2543 (724 amino acids)
Biological process (GO): negative regulation of MyD88-independent toll-like receptor signaling pathway; signal transduction; response to axon injury
Cellular component (GO): dendrite
Molecular function (GO): protein binding; signaling adaptor activity; NAD+ nucleosidase activity
Source: RefSeq, a predicted model, not a curated record
GCGUGGCUGGCGCAGAGCAUCUCAGCUUGCGGGAGCUGGAGCUGAAGUGCCGCUUUGUUCCAUCAGCUGCUUGCUCUACCUUUCGGCAUCCGGAUCCUCCUUCGCUUUCCCACUCUCUCCUUCGCCCAUUCCCCGAGAAGUGGUUUUCAUCCCCUUCUCCGAUUGCUGCUCCGCAAAGCCUGACCUCACCCCUGCCUCCCCAAAGUCCAGCGGGGCACCCUUGCCCGGAAUCCUUUUCUCCCCUAGCCCUUCUUACCUCCUUCAUCUCCCUUUCUCAAGGUCUGGGUUGCUCUCCGGGCCCCGAUCUUCCCCCCCCCCGCCCCCCGUCGCCCCCCAAGGCCAGGAAUGUCCCCUGCCAGCCCGCGCCCAUGGUCCUGACGCUGCUCCUCUCCGCCUACAAGCUGUGCCGCUUCUUCGCCAUGUCCGGCCCACGACCCAGCGCCGAGCGGCUGGUGGUGCCGGGGACCGAUCAGGGUGGCGGCGCGGGCCCGUGGUGGGCUUCGGGCGGCCGCGGGUCCCGCGAGGUGUCGCCUGGGGUGGGCGCUGAGGUGCAGGGCGCCCUGGAGCGUGCCCUGCCUGAGUUGCAGCAGGCGCUGUCGGCGCUGAAGCAGGCAGGGGCCGCGCGGGCUGUGGGCGCGGGCCUAGCCGAGGUCUUCCAGCUGGUGGAGGAGGCCUGGCUGCUCCCAGCCGUGGGCCGCGAGGUGGCCCAAGGUCUGUGCGAUGCCAUCCGCCUAGAUGGCGGUCUGGACCUGCUGUUGCGGCUGCUGCAGGCGCCGGAGCUGGAGACGCGUGUGCAGGCUGCGCGGCUGCUGGAGCAGAUCCUGGUAGCUGAGAACCGGGACCGCGUGGCGCGCAUCGGCCUGGGCGUGAUCCUCAACCUAUCGAAGGAGCGUGAACCCGUGGAGCUGGCACGGAGCGUGGCGGGCAUCAUGGAGCACAUGUUCAAGCACUCGGAGGAGACGUGCCAGCGGCUGGUGGCAGCCGGCGGCUUGGACGCUGUCCUGUACUGGUGUCGCCGCACCGACCCGGCGCUGCUGCGCCAUUGCGCGCUGGCGCUGGCUAACUGCGCCCUGCACGGGGGCCAGGCGGUGCAGCGACGCAUGGUGGAGAAGCGCGCCGCCGAGUGGCUCUUCCCGCUCGCCUUCUCCAAGGAGGACGAGCUGCUGCGGCUGCACGCCUGCCUGGCUGUGGCCGUGUUGGCCACCAACAAGGAGGUGGAGCGUGAGGUGGAGCGCUCGGGCACGCUGGCGCUUGUCGAGCCGCUUGUGGCCUCUCUGGACCCUGGUCGCUUUGCCCGCUGCUUGGUUGACGCCAGCGACACGAGCCAGGGACGCGGACCAGACGAUCUGCAGAGCCUCGUGCUGCUGCUGGACUCGUCCCGCUUGGAAGCUCAGUGCAUCGGGGCUUUCUACUUGUGCACAGAGGCCGCCAUCAAGAGUCUGCAGGGCAAGACCAAGGUGUUCAGUGACAUUGGUGCCAUCCAGAGCCUAAAACGCCUGGUUUCCUACUCCACCAACGGCACCACUUCAGCACUGGCCAAGCGCGCACUGCGCCUGCUGGGCGAGGACGUGCCCCGGCGCAUCCUGCCCUGCGUGGCCAGCUGGAAGGAGGCUGAAGUGCAGACGUGGCUGCAGCAGAUCGGCUUCUCCCAGUACUGCGAGCGCUUCCGGGAGCAGCAGGUAGAUGGCGAUCUGCUUCUGCGGCUCACAGAGGAGGAAUUACAGAGUGACCUGGGCAUGAAAUCCAGCAUCACUCGCAAGAGGUUCUUUAGGGAGCUCACAGAGCUCAAGACCUUUGCCAACUACGCUAUGUGUGACCGCAGCAACCUGGCGGACUGGUUGGGCAGCCUGGACCCUCGCUUCCGCCAGUACACCUAUGGUCUGGUCAGCUGUGGCCUGGACCGCUCCCUCCUGCACCGUGUGUCCGAGCAGCAGCUGCUGGAGGACUGCGGCAUCCGCCUGGGUGUGCAUCGAACGCGCAUCAUCUCUGCCGCCAGAGAAAUGCUACACUCCCCGCUGCCCUGCAGUGGCAGCAAGCCCAGUGGGGACACCCCAGAUGUUUUCAUCAGCUACCGAAGGAACUCAGGCUCCCAGCUGGCGAGCCUCCUGAAGGUGCACCUGCAGCUGCAUGGCUUCAGUGUCUUCAUUGAUGUGGAGAAACUGGAAGCCGGCAAGUUUGAAGACAAGCUCAUCCAGAGUGUUAUGGGGGCCCGCAACUUUGUGCUGGUGCUGUCGGCCGGAGCACUGGACAAGUGCAUGCAGGACCAUGACUGCAAGGACUGGGUGCACAAGGAGAUUGUAACUGCAUUAAACUGUGGCAAGAACAUCGUGCCUGUCAUUGAUGGCUUCGAGUGGCCUGAGCCCCAGACUCUACCUGAGGACAUGCAGGCUGUGCUUACCUUCAAUGGCAUCAAGUGGUCCCACGAGUACCAAGAGGCCACCAUCGAGAAGAUCAUCCGCUUCCUGCAGGGCCGUUCCUCUCGGGAGUCAUCUGCAGGCUCCGAUACCAGUUUGGAGGGUGCUACAGCCAUGGGCCUGCCUUAGCCAGCCUCCCAGCAACCAAACCCUGCUGUGCCUCCCAUUUCCAGAGUCUUCCCCCAAGGAACAGCUCCUCAAAAUGGCUGCCUGGGGCCUUCUCAGGAAAUGGCUCUGCCUUUCCCUACCCUCUUGGUCCACUUCAAACCCACUUUCCUCAAUAUCUGGAGGUGUGGGAGAAGUCUUCCUCCCUCAGACUCUGUCAUCAGGUUCUCUGCUUUCUACUCCUAGAGCUGGGUCCCUGCUCUGCUCUGGAGAAACAGGACAUUGAGAAGGGAGAAGAGUCUUCUUCCUGAUUAGGGUAAAGGCAGGCAGCCUCUGGUAGGAAAUUAGAGACAUAGGCUCUCUGCCUGGGCCUCUUAAGUCUGAGCUAGGGCCUACGCCACAAGGCAGCCAGAGAUGCAUAUCCUGGUAUGGCUGUCCCCUGAGACUCUGGUCCCUGGCUCGCCCCUUUCUGCUGCCUUGUCAUCUUACUGUGGAACCACUAAACUGUUGCCUCCCCUACCCCCCUCCUUCUACCCCAGCCUUCCUUUGGGGCAGCUUCCUCUGCCAUAUCUCUGGUUUAGGUUGGGCUGAACUGGCCAUUUGGCUAUACUUUCUGGUGCAAAGGGUCACCCCUGCCUGGACAGGGGAGGCCCUGUCUCAAAGCCACCUUCCCCCAUUCCUUGGUAUUGUGCCUAACGGUCCUGCCUGACCUAAGCAGGCUGGUUUACCCAGCCUUUCACCCACU